Messenger RNA from Neogale vison (American mink), 2638 nucleotides. RefSeq names its product pentatricopeptide repeat domain 3 (gene PTCD3). Gene Ontology annotation, cellular component: mitochondrion. The record is from RefSeq and is a predicted model, not a curated record. NCBI's taxonomy places the organism in Eukaryota, Metazoa, Chordata, Mammalia, Carnivora, Mustelidae. The coding region runs from base 7 to 2064 and encodes 685 amino acids. The transcript has 24 exons. Gene Ontology annotation, molecular function: ribosomal small subunit binding; protein binding; rRNA binding. Gene Ontology annotation, biological process: mitochondrial translation.
CCAAAGAUGGCGGCGGUCGCAGCGAGGCGGUGGCUUCGCUUCCGCUGCAAGGUUUGUCUGACCCUGACGGGUCAGCGGGCAGGUCCGUGUGGACAGGUCCCUAAUUGCAGAUUUUAUUCUGGAAGUGCAACCGUCCCAAAGGUUGAAGGACCUAAUGUAACAGGGAUUGAAGAAGUGGUCAUUCCAAAAAAGAAAACUUGGGACAAAGUGGCUGUUCUUCAAGCACUUGCGUCCACAGUGAAUAGGGACACUACGGCUGCCCCUUACGCAUUUCAGGAUGAUCCUUACCUCAUACCAACAUCCUCUUUGGAAUCCCGUUCGUUUUUAUUGGCAAAGAAGUCUGGAGAGAAUGCAGCAAAGUACAUUAUUAAUUCACAUCCCAAAUAUUUUCAGAAGGACAUAGCUGAACCUCAUAUACCGUGUUUAAUGCCCGAGUACUUUGAACCUCAGAUUGAAGAUGUAAGUGAAGCAGCCUUGAGGGAAAGAAUCAAGCUCAAAAAAGUGAAAGCAUCUGUGGACAUGUUUGAUCAACUCUUGCAAGCAGGAACCACUGUAUCUUUGGAAACAAGUAAUAGUCUUUUGGAUUUGUUGUGCUACUAUGGUGACAAGGAGCCCUCAACUGAUUAUCAUUUUCAGCAAAGUGAAAAAUCCGAAGAGUUGGAGGAGGCCGCAGAGGAAAAUAACGAGAAAUCGAAGAAGGCCAAUCAUCAGUUUGGAAACCUAUGGAGGCCAAAAAACAAUGCUGAGAGAAUCUUUGCUCUCAUGCCAGAGAAAAACUCACACUCCUACUGCACAAUGAUCCGAGGAAUGGUGAAGCACCGAGCUCUUGUGCAGGCAUUAAACUUGUACACUGAAUUACUAAACAACAGACUCCAUGCUGAUGUGUACACCUUCAAUGCAUUGAUUGAAGCAACAGCAUUGAGUGCGCGUGAGAAACCGGAGGACAAAUGGAAUAAUAUACUGGAGCUGCUAAAACAAAUGGCCGCUCAGAAGGUGAAACCAAACCUACAGACAUUUAAUACCAUUCUGAAAUGCCUCCGAAGAUUUCAUGCAUUUGGAAAAAUGCCAGCCCUGCAGACCUUUCGUGAAAUGAAAGCCAUCGGAAUAGAACCCUCGCUUGCAACAUACCAUUAUCUUAUUCAGCUGUUUUAUUACCACGAAAACCAUUCAAAAGGAUCAUCCCUCAUAAUCUAUGAUAUUAUGAACGAAUUAACAGGACGGAAAUUUUCCCCAAGGGACCCAGAUGAUGAUAUGUUUUUUCAGUCAGCCAUGAGAGUUUGCUCAUUUCUCAGAGAUCUGGAACUUGCUUAUCAAGUACAUGGCCUUUUAAACACUGGAGACAACUGGAAAUUCAUUGGACCAGAUCAUCGGCGCAAUUUCUAUUAUUCCAAGUUCUUCAGUUUGCUUUGUCUAAUGGAACAAAUUGAUGUCACCUUGAAGUGGUACAAGGACCUGAUACCUUCAGUGUUCUUUCCCCGUUCCCAAACUUUGAUAGAUCUUCUCCAAGCAUUGGAUGUGGCCAACCGGCUAGAAGUGAUUCCUCAAAUUUGGAAAGAUAGUAAAGAAUAUGGUCACACUUUUCACAAUGACCUGAAAGAAGAGAUUCUGAUGCUUAUGGCAAGGGAUCAGCACCCACCAGAGCUUCAGGUGGCGUUUGCAGACUGUGCUGCAGAUAUCAAAUCCACUUACGAGAGCCAGGAUGGCAGACAGGCUGCUCCUGAGUGGCCAGCCAACUCUCUGAACUCUAUUGCUGUCCUCUUUUUAAGGGCUGGGAGAACCCAGGAAGCUUGGAAAAUGUUGGGGCUUUUCAAGAAGCAUAAUAAGAUCCCUGGAAAUAAAUUGCUGAAUGAGUUUAUGGACAGUGCAAAAGCAUCCAGCAGCCCUGCCCAGGCCAUUGAGAUAGUGAAGCUGGCGGGUGCCUUCAGUUUGCCUAUUUGUGAAGACCUUGCCCGGAGAGUGAUGGCUAACUUUGCGAUCAGCCAGGAACAAAAGGAAGCCCUGGGAAAUCUAACCUCACUGACCAGUGAUAGCGACAGUGACAGCGACACCAGUGAAGACAAAUAAAAAUGGGCAAAUCAGGAGAAGCUGUGGCCUGGAAUAGCUGUUAAAAGUACACUUGGCAGUUCUCAUCUCUGUCUAACCAUAUUGUAAAGAAAACAAGAGAAUUCAGCCUUGACCUUUGAAGAACAAUAGAUACAACAUGGACUAAAUUCCUAAUUUGAUACUUCCUAAGCCACCCUUUCAGGGUUGACCAUUUAAACAGAAGCAGCACUACCAUUUUCCUUUCUUUGGACAGGCAGCGUGAGGACACAGCUUCUAGCGUCAGCCUAAGCUCUGCGGACCUACUGUUUGUUCGGCCGACUUCACAUGCUGUCGGGUGUGGUCUGCCCUCCCCUCUCAUGGACUUGGCCUUUGUUGGCUGAUGCUAUGAUGGUGGUACUUCCUCAGUCUUUGAGAAGGUGGCUAAAGGAGACCUGCAAUACACAUCUCUACUGAUACUAGAUUAGUAGCCCAAUUUCAGAGGUAUUAUAGACGUGAGAAAUUUGCCAUUGUUGUUUAAUCAUUUCUAAGUUGCAUAGGGUUUAGGCUGCACAUAUGGGAAAAUGGAGGCUUGUAAUUAAACCCUAGUUAAUGUGCA